Phyllotreta striolata is the source of this 1386-nucleotide messenger RNA. The record is from the annotation of a GenBank genome assembly. Lineage: Eukaryota; Metazoa; Arthropoda; Insecta; Coleoptera; Chrysomelidae.
AUGUCUGAAGAAUUACGACGGAGGAACGUUGAAGGUGAAGCGGAACGAGUUGAGCACAAAUUGGUUAGAGCAGAAUCCAACAGCAGUUCAGAGAAUCUAGCAUCUAACUUGAGAGACAGUGAGAUCGACAGCGAAGAUGACAAAAUUGGAAAAGGCAUUGACUUAUCGGGAAAUAUUCCAUCUGGAACGAAUAAGGCUCCGUUUUUCUUAGAAACUCUUUUGCAAGAUUUACCAGACAGGUGGCGCAAUUGGGUCGUGAGAGGAGUUUUCAGUUUUCUUAUGCUCACAUUUUUCUUGGUUGUAAUAUAUGGUGGACCUCUUGCGCUUAUGAUUACUACUCUCAUCGUGCAAGUGAAAUGUUUUCAAGAAAUCAUCAACAUUGGACAUUCGGUGUACCGCAUACACGGUCUUCCUUGGUUCCGAUCCUUGUCCUGGUACUUCUUAAUCACCUCGAAUUAUUUCUUCUACGGUGAGAGUCUCGUCGAAAAGUUCGGCGUGGUCAUUAACAGAACGGACUUCCUGCGCAUCUUGGUCACCUACCAUCGCUUCAUAUCGUUUUCCCUCUACUGCGGCGGAUUCGUGCUGUUCGUACUGAGCUUGGUCAAAAAGUACUACAUGAAGCAGUUCUCUCUGUUCGCCUGGACGCACGUGGCCCUCUUGAUCGUCGUCACGCAAUCGUACCUGAUCAUACAGAACAUCUUCGAAGGGUUGAUUUGGUUCAUCGUGCCCGUCUCCAUGAUCAUUUGCAACGAUAUCAUGGCGUACGUGUUCGGUUUCUUCUUCGGCAAGACGCCCCUCAUCAAGUUGUCCCCGAAGAAAACUUGGGAGGGUUUCAUCGGCGGCGGUUUUUCGACCGUCGUCUUCGGAUUUAUGAUGUCUUACGUUAUGUGCCAAUAUCCGUAUUUCGUCUGUCCCAUCGAAUACAGCGAAGCCUUGGGUAGCAUGACGAUGGAUUGCGAACCGAGCAUACUGUUUAGAUCUACCAAUUAUAAAUUGCCGGACUUUUUGUCUGGUUUCCUAACGACGCUCGGCUUCGCCGAUAGCAUAUCGGUUUAUCCGUUUAUGCUGCACUCGCUGUCAUUGUCAGUCUUCAGCAGCGUUAUCGGACCGUUUGGGGGAUUCUUUGCGUCUGGUUUCAAAAGAGCUUUCAAAAUUAAGGACUUUGGGGACGUUAUACCGGGUCACGGUGGGAUAAUGGACCGUUUCGAUUGUCAGUUUCUAAUGGCGACGUUCGUGAACGUUUACAUCAGCAGUUUCAUUCAGCGGGACAGCCCGCAGAAGCUGCUGACCCAAGUGCUGUACUUGAAGCCGGAACAGCAGCUGCAACUGUUCCAUUUGCUGAAGGAGAACUUGGAGUCGAGGCAAAUUUUGGCGCCGCAGGUUUAA